This is a messenger RNA of Porites evermanni, 6439 nucleotides long. NCBI's taxonomy places the organism in Eukaryota, Metazoa, Cnidaria, Anthozoa, Scleractinia, Poritidae. The record is from the annotation of a GenBank genome assembly.
GUGAUCUGGAAUCCAACAUGGCGGAUGAAAUGAGGGACAAAGUGGCUCAACUUUUAAAGGGAAUUGACAGGUAUGAAAGCUGACGGCUGCUGUUUAACUUAUAAAACAACAUAAAACUAGUUACUGCAGAGAUGAAUGUAGGUAGAAUGUAGUAAGAAACCUGUUGUGAAGAAAACGUGGUGGUCUUUUGAUCACGUGUCGGAAAUAAGACAGCUGAUAUAUAGAGAUUACGGCAAAAUUAUUUUGUGAGGUUUUUCUGGUUGUUUCUAUCCAUGAAAUUAUAAAUUUGCUUACUUGAUUUACGACCAAAUUGUUUCUUUUGUUUUAGGUACAAUCCUGAAAAUCUGACGACACUUGAAAGCUAUGUUCAUCUUCAGGUAGGAACUAGAAAUUUUAGCUUAUGCACUUCAAUAAGGGCAUCUUCCAUAAAUUAUUAUUGUCUUUAUGAACCCUCGUUCUGAGGUGAAGUUAUCUUGUUAUGGUUGCUCUCAAGCCAUUUUGACCCAUGAGACAAAUACCAUAUUGAAACCAAAACCAUCGUAAGAUAAACAUGAGGAAUGAAUAUGUGACAUACCUCGUUCUUUAAAGCGAUGAUGAGAUGAAACAAGUGGUAUUAAUGUGUAAUAAUUAUAUUUCGCUCUUAAUCCUUGAUGAACAAUGAAACAAGCACGAUAAAUGAGUACCAUAUCUCGUUCUCUAAUCUCCAUUGAGACGAAACAAGCGCGAUAAAUGUGUAAUAAGAAUGCUUGAGGAUGUUGUUGAGCAGGAUAAAAUUUUAAGCAACAUAUAAGUUUAUAACUCUGCAUUUCUGGUGACUUGACUGUAAAUUUUGGCUGGCAUGACUCGGGUUUCAGGCCACUUGACCGUAAACUGAAUUCUUCAACUGAGUUGCUCCUCCUCUUUUGUUCUAGGUCUAUAAUAACGUCUAUGACCUGGAUGCAAAUCUUGCUGUUUUAAAAUUGUGAGUACAAGUCUAUGUACAAUGUACAUGUAUUUCAUUGCAAGUGCCAUAUAACAUGAUUUUGGCUAGAUUGCAGAAUACCUGGCCCACUAAAUAUCUAACUUAAAAAACUGCUCCUGCAGUCCCAAAACCUGUAACCUUAACUCUCUGACAUUUACAUAGAAAUUGGAACAUCUCCGCUGAUGCCCAUUUGUCCUUAGAGAUUGCUUGUAGCUUGCAAGUGGAGGUGAAUGCUGUUAGUGAAUUUUUUCCUUCUCCAAGAUAGCUAAUCCAAAUGUGUUGUAAGUCCCAUGUUCACUCUAAAUGCAUUCCACGCCCUCGAACAGUUUUGAUGUAUGAACACCCUACAAUUUUAGAGAACCAGUUAAUUAGAUUACAGUGUUAUACAAUAAAAAGUCUUUUACAUAUAGUACAAAAACAAGCAGUCAAAAAACCUCAUCUUGCGUUGUAUUGACCUGGGGCCAAACCAGUCCCAAACAGGCUAUAGGUACCAAUUAAAAACUAAACUCCUUCAUUAUUAGCAUCAAAACUUACUAAUUACAUUUUCAUAUUAGGUACCAGUUCAAUCCUGCAUAUCACCAAACUACAGUCACCAUGCAGAUCCUACUGAAAGCUCUUAUGACUCUACCAAAUGCUGACUUCAUUAUGUGCAGAUGCCUAAUUGAUGAUGCUAAUGUAUCCUUCCUGGUUGUACCUUUUUAAAAUUAUUGUUGUAAGAACAGUAGCAGAAGUAGUAGCAACAGCAGGAGCAACAGUGAUAGUAGUAGUAGUGGUAUCAUUUUUAUCAUUAUUAUUUAUUGUCAAUUCAAAACAUUAAGAAAAGAAAGAAACUAUGUAAAUAAGGCAACUUCUUUUUGGGGGAUACCCUUGUACCUGAGAGUUGGUAUCCUUAUAAUGUUUGUUGGGGAAAAUCCAACAGAGGGGUCUAGAAUUAUACCCACCAUUGAAUCUUUUUUACCCAGCACAUAUUAUUUUUUGUAGUACAUUUCAAUUACAAUGAAAUAAUAGACUUUUUUCACGAUACCCGCCAUCUUUGCAUGCACUUAAGGACUGAUGGGAUAAAAGCAAUGUCACGUGGUUUCUCAUGGGGCAAACAAGGGAUAAAAAUUGCCAAUGUGUGGUUCCAGAAAAUAUCCAGACCUCCACCACGGAGGGAAUUGGAAAUAGGGGAGGGGGGUUGGACAAUAAAAUCACUUUCCGGGGGUAAAUACAUUUCAUUUUCGACCUGUGUUUGAACAUUACUUCUUACCGAACUGUUAGAUCAUUUUUAGAACAUAAAUAACUUGAAAUUUAUCGUUUAAGAUUGUUGCUUUUGAUCUUAACCAGGUUUCCUUUCUUCCAAAAGCGUUUUGAAUGUAAUUUCAAAGAAAGUUGACCAACUUCAACGUGGUCGCAUGCUCGUAUAUUCGGCCGCCAUUACUCGUUACCAGUCUCUCUUAAGACAUUAACGCGUGCAACACAUCAAGUUGCGUCAGUCGAUCGAUGGAGGAACUGUAGAGUGGCAAUUUUACUUCACGAAGUACAAACUAUACAUUGUAACCACUUUAGAAUGUAAAGUUCUUAUUCUCCUUUUCAUUUUCCUGUAAUAUUGUGGUUGAAGAUGUGGCAUGUUCAUGAUUGAAUUCUCGCUAGCUGAAAUGGUGUUGAUUUCAGCAAACAUUACGGCCAUCGCGCAUAACGCACGUCGCAUCACUCGAUCGGAAAACAGUAAAUUGAACUUGGUUUCCCUUCAAGAUGCAGGGGGUUUUCAUUGUUAUGAUUUCAGAAGUCAGAGUUUUUAUUCUUCUCUUUGUUUUGCCUUCAUUUUGGGGUUGAAAGUUUGACUUGUUCACCAUGUAGCAUUCCCGCACGACUCGUUAAUACUACCAACAUUACGCCUACCUUUACGCCCAUGAAGACAAAUAACAAAUCGUAACCUUGCCCUGAUUAAGGUAAAUUCAUAAAUACAACUGACUUGUAACUUUAUCUAUUUCAUUUAAAGUUAGGGAUGAGCAAAAACUGCAGAUUAGGUUACUUUGUGGUUUAGUGAGUUUCAAUGUUGCGAGAUCACUCAAAUAAAUGGAAACAGAAGCAUACAAGCUUCUGAUGGAAACCGUUACGUACUAACCAUAAAACGCCUCAUUCUUUUACUUUCAUAGUCUUUCUUCAUGAAAAUGAACUUUUCCAGAGGGGUUGGGGGGUCUUUGUCACACUUGUGGAAAUUCCGGAGGGGUGGGGGGGCCAUCAGUUCCCUGUAAAAAUGGAAAAUCCAGGGGGGUUGGGGGGUCCAAAGUAAGAUUCCCUCCGUGGUGGGGGUCUGGAUAUUUUCUGGAACUACACAAUGGAAGAAAUCGCAGUUGAGUUUGUUUAUCCUAGACAACAGGAAAUGAUAACCUUUUCAUCUUAAAGACGAUAAUGACAAAAAUUAUAUGGGUGGAAGUGAUCAUUGUUAUAAUAAUAAUAAUAACCUUUAUUUAUUACCUUUGGCGAUAAGAAUUACGGUAAUAUUACAAUAAAAAUUCAAAACACUACAUAUUAUGUAUACAUAUCAAAUUAAGUUAAGUUUAGCACCUCUAGGAAUAAAUGAUUGUUUGUGCCUAACAGUGCGUGAUACAGGUAUUCUGAGGUGCGCUGGGUUAGUCUUACAAGAUCUUAGAUUAUGGCCAUGAUCCACUGGCUUUUCUAAAAAACGUUUACAAGGAUGUGCUUCAGAUUCUAGGAUACGUUUAAAUUCUUUCCUCGUCAAAUUCUGACGCCUAGUUACAAGUGACUCAACAGUAUCCCUAGGGAGACCAAUGACAUUUAGACAUCUAUUCUGCACUCUCUGUAGAUCUUCUUCGAGGUAAAUGGGCAGCCCUCCCCAGACAGGCGAGGCAUAUUCUAAAAGAGGUCUAAUCUUAGUAAUGCAAGUUGUAAGACCAUUGUCCCUGGGGAGAUGGGCUGUUCUACAGACCCUAAGCCCUUAGACCCUUUUUUGUAUGGUAAACAGUAAUGAUGUAAAUCUUGCCAAAACUCGAUAAGUACAUUUUGCAUGACUAUGAAAUCGUCGUCUCGUUUAGAUAGAGUAAACAAACAUGAUCGCAAUUGCUCGUCUUGGCAAAUUUAUCACUUAUUUGCCUCCUCUUCCCAUUCUAUCCCAGAGCGCUUGCAAAGAUGGCGAGUAUCAUUGAUAAGGUCUGUUGCACUUCACUGUAAAGGAUGGAGCUUCAAAUGACUUCUUUUUCUUCUUUGAUGAAUUCAGCUAUUCAGGAAAUGGUGUUAAAAACACACAUUUUAUAACUGUCUGGGAAUGUCGGGCAAAGGUGAAGACCCCUAGACUCAGACCCUCAUGAAUCCACCACUACCACAUCAAUUUAAAAGCGUGUUACAUGCACCUCAGCUGCUAUUAACUAAACGAAAAAUUGACUCGCUAUCCUUGACAUUCAUCAGCAACAAGAUCCAGCUAUAGCUAGUGUUAUCAAACUCGCAGAACUGUUGGAAACCUGUAACUUUUUGGAGGCUUGGGUAGGCUCUUGUUUGCUGUUUUGCUAAAAUAAAUGUAGAAAACCUUUCAAAUCAAAAAUUAAAAUUAUUUUAUGUCUAUAUUGUUCUUUACAUGUAUUUUUUGUUCGCUUACUUUUUAUUAUGAUAGUGUAAUUUUCUGGCCCCGGUUGGCUUAAAGAUGGUUAAUGCUAUCCAGUGGAUAGUGCAAUUGGUUUUCCUGAUACCUAUAUGUUUGAUGCUGAUUUAUCUGGUGAAUAGCUUGCUAUCCAAUGGAGCCUGCCUUAUUUAAUGUGUAGUUUUCCAGCACCUUUCCUACAACAUUUUCAUUUCAAUUAUUUUUAUUUCAGAAAUACCUAGAGGAAGAAAGUUCUCUUGUUGAAGGUGUUGUAGGAUUUCAUGAUGCAAUAAGAAAAUGUAAGUUUAGCUGACCCUUGACUAACAUUCACCCCUACAGUAUAAUGGCAAUGGAACCUUGCUCUUUAUCUAGUACCAAAUUGUCCUCCUUUCGUCAGAGCCACACGCAACGAGUGAUAUAAGGAAAUUAUGCAAAUAAAUUGUGAAAAGGAGGAGAGAUUGGCUUCCACCCUCAUUCCUCGCAGCUUUGCCACUCGCCCCUAACAUGUGCUCUCGAUCUCUGUGACUUGAAAAGAAAAAAAAAGAGACUUCUCAAGUCUUUUACCAAAUACUUAAAUUUUUUCUCCUUCUUCUUUCAAUUUUCUGGACAACGCUUUAUUUGUACGCAUAGUUUGAUUGAGAGUCUUUCAUUGCAUGUUUACAGCCAUGUUUCCUGUAUGUGUUUUAUUUUGUACAGAUGUUAGCUAUGUCAUAGGAAUAACAUAUCAAACAAUAGACAAAAGUCUUAUCUCUGAACUUCUUGGAGGGCUCCAAGGUAUGUGAUUUAUAGAGUGAUGUUGCUUGACAAGUGGAUGGUAUUGGAACAGUACAAAUAGUUACAGUUUACUCUGUCAAAGACCAGCUCCUAUAAGCCCACGUAUACAAAACACCCAACUUUUCCCAGUCAAAUCACUAUAAACCUCCCGUGAAUGAUCACCUCUCGUAAGUGACCACAACCUCUUUUUGCUCUGACAGUUUUAUAAUUUUCCAUUAUUUUUAAUCUUUUGUAAACGAACACGUGACACACGGUCUCUUUGUUUCUUUUUGUUUGUUCUUGUGUCUCUUUGGAUCUCUUUGUUUUCUUAUACGCAUAUUACAGCAAUCAGAGUAUACAAAGAACAUACAGUGAUAUGGAACUACACAUGUCGCUACUUAGAAAUUCCAUGCAAUAAAUUCUGUUCCAAAAUGUAGAUGUGUCAGGGCCUCUUCUUGGAUGAAACCCCUUAUGAUUUGAUUCUUGUAAGCAACCACCUCCUGAAAGCGACCAUUAAUAAUUAUUCUUUAGCAUUUUGGUACUGAAAGUUUGACUCUAAGAUUUUUAUUAUACAGUUUUUCUUUUCAUUGACCAUCUGGCCCAGGUUGUUCAAAUGUUGGAUAGCAAUAUCCACCGGACAAGUCACUAUCCAGCGGAUAAGCAUUAGGGAAACCAAUUGCGCUAUACAGUGGAUAGAGAUUUAUCCAGUGGAUAGCCUUAUCCACCUUUUGAACAACUGGGGCCAGGACAAUAGCACAACAUACCAGCUUGGACAAUGUUCCUUGAUUGUCACAUAAUUAUUCUAAUGAACAGUAGAUGUUGAAGGUUCCUCAACAUCCAGGUAGUAAAUAAUCUUAGUGGUAAUAAUUUUGGAUUAUUAAACGUUUCUGGGAAACUACCCACCUACCCCUCCCCACUAACCCUUACUUCUCACUUUGGGCAAAAUGUUGUCGUAGGGGAGGGGUAGGUGGACAGUUUCCCAAAAACGUUUAAUUAUCCAUAAUUUUUUUGAAGGGGAUGAACUCGAUAACUGGAUCAAAACACAGAACUGGACACUCAAAGAGGAUGGAAAAGUAUUUAUUUGUAAUCAAGAUGCACACAUCAAAUCCAAAAAUAUUGCAGAGAAAAUCGAUUUUGACAGUAAGUGA